Pyrus x bretschneideri (Chinese white pear) is the source of this 1101-nucleotide messenger RNA. RefSeq lists its product as uncharacterized. The record is from RefSeq and is a predicted model, not a curated record. The transcript has 3 exons. The coding region runs from base 70 to 948 and encodes 292 amino acids. NCBI's taxonomy places the organism in Eukaryota, Viridiplantae, Streptophyta, Magnoliopsida, Rosales, Rosaceae.
CAUGGUUCAUGCCAAUCGAGUCACACCAUUUGUGGAGCAGCUAGAAAUAUUCAGUAGCAAUUAACGUGAAUGGCAAGAGCAGCUCCGGCCACCGCUCGAGUGUUAUUAGCGGCGAGUUUUUCCGGCAUGGUUUUCGGGUUCCUCGAAGACGGCCACGAGUUUCCGGAAAGUUACGGCAGCAGCGACGGAAGCCAAGAAAAUGACGCCUUUUUGUUAGAUGAAGAAGAGGAAGCCGGAGAUCAGGAGGAGGAGGACAAGAGGUUUUGGGAAAAACAGCACCAACUUUUACAAGCUACCUUAUACAGGACUAGUUCUCUAGAGACGAGGAUUAGAAGUUUGACAAGGGAGGCGGUGAAGGAGAUACAGCGGUCAGAGACGGAGUGUGGUUGCCGGAAACCGAUGGCGAGCGGUUGCCGGAGCUGCCUCAUGAGAGAAGUUUCCGGCAGACUUAGCAAUGCUGGUUACAACAGUGCCAUGUGCAAGUCUAAGUGGAGGAGUUCACCGGACAUUCCUUCAGGAGAGCACUCAUUUUUGGAUGUGGUGAACAAUUCAAGUCUAAAGAAGGGGGAGGUGAGGGUGAUCAUAGAGCUGAACUUCAGAGACGAAUUCGAGAUGGCUCGAGCGAGCGACGAAUACAACGAUCUGGUUCAAAAACUCCCUGAAGUUUUUGUCGGCAAAGUUGAGAGACUGCAAAGCCUGAUAAAAAUUUUAUGUUCUGCCGCCAAGAAAUGCAUGCAGGAAAAGAAAAUGCACAUGGGGCCAUGGAGGAAGCAGAAGUACAUGCAAGCAAAGUGGCUCGGCCCCUGCAAAAGAACAACAUCGACGCCACUUCUGGCCGUGGGAGACUCCGCCAGGCUGCGACCGAAGCCUAAGGAGUCGAUGCUGACCGUAGAUUUGCUAGAGAUGAUGCAUAACAGGCAUUGCAUGACAGCAGUUCAAGUUGUGUGAUUUUAAGCAAGUUUUUGUUCGUGUUCUUGCUUUGAUACUAAGAAUAAUUUCCUACUUAAUUUGCAAGUUAGGGUAUGUGUAUAUAUGUAAACGAGAAAAAUCAUCUAAUUAGUAUUGGUUAUGAAAUAACAAACCAUUAAGUUUCAAGAGAAA